This is a messenger RNA of Entrophospora sp. SA101, 1665 nucleotides long. Lineage: Eukaryota; Fungi; Glomeromycota; Glomeromycetes; Entrophosporales; Entrophosporaceae. The record is from the annotation of a GenBank genome assembly.
AUGAAAGACAACCUCUCAAGUAUGCUCUCAUCAAUUCUUGAAAAACCUUACAGACGUAUCGACCUUAAGAAAAUCUUGAUUACUCUACCUGAUGGAUCUCAACAUAUAUCCUCAGAUCCAGACACUGUGAAAUCUCAUACAAGAAUUCACUUCUCAAAUAUUUCUAGCACAGCAAAUAAUCCACCUCCUAAUAACUUAUGGAAUGAGUGGGCUCAUGUCUAUCAACCCCUAAACUACAUCAAACCUGAAUGGUAUGACUCCAUACUUUCACCUAUUACAAAAACUGAAUUAUUAAAUAACAUAUCAGAUCUCCCUUUAAAAAAAGGUGCUGGACCAUCAUCAAUCUCAAAUGAAAUGCUAAAACAUCUGAAUCCAGAUACCAUAGAAAUUUUGCUUUCACUAUUCAACAGAUGCAUAUCCACAUCUCAUAUUCCAUCAGCUUGGAAACAUGCCAAUGUUUAUCCCAUACCAAAACCCAAAGAAUGGCAUUAUCAACUCACACACACUCGUCCUAUUACAUUAUUAGAAUGCACUCGAGAACAAAUCAAAUAUAUAAUAAAUCAUGUCCUUGCACCUAAACUAGAAUACAGGUAUCAAACCACUUUCUUCUCUAAAAAAGAAUGUAAACAAUUACUUUCCCCUAUCACAAAACUAUUUAAAAACAAACUAGGUCUAUCUCGAGCAUUUCCAAACUCUGCUAUUUAUCAUCCACAAUUUUACAAUCUGUUUGACUAUUGGCAACUACAAUGUCAAUCAAUGAUUACAAACUUCAUUGUUCGUAUUAAUGAUCCAUCACUCAUAGGUAAAAUAACAUAUAUGCAACUAAAACAACUUCAAUCUACAUUAUGGAUCCCUUUCUGCCCAUUAUUGAUGACACAAGCACUUCCUACAAAAUUAAACAACAAAAAUAUUACAGCUGCCUGUGUCACAUUAAUGAUUUCUUCUCAUAUAUCAUGCCAACCUUCAUCUUCUUUCAUCUCCUCUUUUAACAUCAAAGGUGGCAAUGUCCCAUUGAUAAACAUUAUACAAAAUCAAUAUUUCAAGAUAAUACCAUUACUCAAAAAACACUCAAUAUUUUUCUUAGAACAAUUACUUUCAUGUGAUUGUUCAACCUUUCUCCCAAUAAACAUGUUAUUUCAUAGACUACCUCUUAGUAAAUUUCGUAGGCCUCCUAAAUGGUACAAUAUACUUAAAUCUCAAUUAUGUCAACCACAAACAAAUUUUUUAAACAAUAUAUCAAAUUUACCUCACACCAAUCCAUUCAUUUUCCCUUCCUUAUACACACCUCCAACUGACAUGAGACACAAACCUAUAAUAGCAUCCAUAAUAAACUCUGAUCUCAUAAUAGCCAAGCGUAUAUCAUCUACAUUGUACAGACAUUAUAUAUUGAAUAAUACAAAUACAGAUAUUAAUACAAUUUCACCAUGCACAGGAUAUAUAGUUGAGGAUGUUAGAGAAGAAUGUUCUAAAUUUGGUUGCAUCAUUGAUAUGAAAAUUCCUAGACCAGGUCAAUCAACUACUGGUGUUGGCAAGAUUUUUGUAAGAUUCGAUUCUGCAGAGGCAGCUGGUAUAGCACUUCGAGCACUUGCAGGAAGAAAGUUUGCUGAACGUACAGUUCUUACAUCUUAUUUUGCUGAAGAACAAUACUUUGCAGAAGACACUUAA